Molecule: messenger RNA, 4914 nt
Organism: Xenopus laevis (African clawed frog)
Lineage: Eukaryota; Metazoa; Chordata; Amphibia; Anura; Pipidae
Product: oocyte zinc finger protein XlCOF7.1-like
Exons: 6
Coding region: 17-4342 (1441 amino acids)
Source: RefSeq, a predicted model, not a curated record
GAAGAUCCUGGAACUCAUGUCCAACAUCAUCCAGCUGCUGACUGGAGAGGGGUGGGACUAUAAAAAAGGAAACAAGGUUUUUUAUGAUGAAGAAAUGGAGGAUCCACAGCAGCUCCACCCACUGAACUGUGAAUAUGAAGAUGAGAGAGAGAUUCCAGCUGAUCUGGGAGGAACAUUAUCUUAUAAUAAUGAGCCAAGCAAGAUUGGGGCUGAAAACUCAUUUUUUUGUGCCACGGGAAAUCCUUCAAACCCUGAGAUUUCCAAAGAGGAACAGCCCCCACCAGCCAAUGGGAUUAAAGGGAAAGCAGCUUCAUGUGAAGAGGCAAACCAAUCAGAUUGCAGCAUUAAUCCACUUACAGAACAGACACAGGAAACAGAUACACCUACUCCUAUCAUGGGGUGCAACCCCUUAAAAACAAAGGAUGAUAAAUAUGAUGAAAAUGCUGGUACUUCCCUCCUACAUGAAUCUCGUAUAACUAAACAGAAGCUUCAAAAAAGAGACAUUGGUAGACACCAAAGAACCGUCACAAGAGAGAAACGCUUUUCUCGUCAAAGAAAACGUCAUAAUCAUCUUAACGUUACUGCAAAUAAGAAACCAUUUUCAUCCUCAGAACUUACUGUGCAUCAACGAUCCCACACAGGAGAGAAACCCUAUUCUUGUUCUGAAUGUGGGAAAUGUUUUUCCUCUUCAACACAUCUAAAGGUCCAUCACAGAACCCACACGGGAGAGAAACCCUAUUCUUGUUCUGAAUGUGGGAAAUGUUUUUCUACUUCAACACAACUAACGGUCCAUCACAGAACCCACACGGGAGAGAAACCCUAUUCUUGUUCUGAAUGUGAGAAGUGUUUUUCGAAAAUAAGUCACCUUAAACAACAUCACAGAACUCACACAGGGGAGAAACCUUUCUCUUGUUCUCAAUGUGGGAAAUGUUUUACACGUAACUAUAGUCUUAAAGUACAUUUAAAAAUUCACAAAGGAGGAACAGAUUUUUCUAAAUAUCAGCACAGAACCCACACAGGGGAAAACACUUUUUCUUGCUCUGAAUGUGGGAAAUGUUUCUCAACUUAUGGGAUCCUUGCUCGUCAUCAAAAGAUUCACACUGGGGAGAAACCAUUUCUUUGUUCUGAAUGUGGGAAAUGUUUUAGCAGAUCAUCAUCUCUUACUAUCCAUCAACGAAUCCACACGGGAGUGAAACCCUAUCCUUGUUCUCAGUGUGAGAAAAGUUUUUCCUCUUCAACACAACUAAAUGUCCAUCGACGAAGUCACACGGGAGAGAAACCCUAUUCUUGUUCUGAAUGUCAGAAGUGCUUUUUGAAAAUAAGUCAACUUAAAGAACAUCAUAUAACCCACACAGGGGAGAAACCAUUCUCUUGUUCUCAAUGUGGGAAAUGUUUUACACGUAACCAUACUCUUAAAGUACAUUUAGAAAUUCACAGAGGAGGAGCAGGUUUUUCUAAAAAACACAGAACCUACAAAAGGGAAAAAACUUUUUCUUGCUCUGAAUGUGGGAAAUGUUUCUCAACUCAUAGGAACAUUGCUCGUCAUCAAAUGACUCACACAGGAGAGAAACCAUUUCCUUGUUCUGAAUGUGAGAAAUGUUUUGCCACAUCAUCUGACCUUACUAUCCAUCAACGAACCCACACGGGAGUGAAACCCUAUCCUUGUUCUCAAUGUGAGAAAAGUUUUUCCUCUUCAACACAACUAAAUGUCCAUCGACGAACUCACACGGGAGAGAAACCCUAUUCUUGUUCUGAAUGUCAGAAGUGCUUUCCGAAAUUAAGCCAACUUAAACAACAUCACAGAACCCACACGGGAGAGAAACCUUUUUCUUGUGCUGAAUGUGGGAAAUGUUUUUCAUAUCAAGUAGACCUUAAAUAUCAUCACAGAAACCACACAGGGGAGAAACCUUUCUCUUGUUCUCAAUGUGGGAAAUGCUUUACAAAUAACCAAAGUCUUAAGGUACAUUUCAAAACUCACAAAGGAGGAGCAGAUUUUUGUGCCAACAGAAAGCUCACAAACCUGAAGAUCCUGGAACUCAUGUCCAACAUCAUCCAGCUGCUGACUGGAGAGGAAUGGGACUAUAAAAAAGAAAAGAAUGGUAUUUGCAGGAUGAAGGAGGAUCUGCAGCAGCUCUGCCCAGUGGACGGUGAAUAUGAAGAUAAGAGAGAUGAUACAGCUGAUCUGGGAGGAACAUUAUGUUAUAAUAAUGAGCCAAGCAAGAUUGGGGCUGAAGGAGCAGGUUUUUGUGCCAAAGGAAAUCUCACAAACCCUGAUAUUUUUCCAGCAGAAGAGCCCCCACCAGCCAAUGGGAUUAAAGAGAAAGUAGCUUCACAUGAAGAGAGAAACCAAUCAGAUUGCAGCAUUAACCCACUUACAGAACAGAUAAAAGGAAUAGAUACACCUACUCUUAUCAUGGGAUACAGCCUGAAUAACAGCUUGGUAUGUGAUAUAAAAGAGGAGGUGACUUUGUGUGAAGAGGGAAACCAAUCAGAUUGCAGCAUUAAUCCUCUUACAGAACAGACACAGGGAACAGAUACACCUACUCCUAUCAUGGGGUGCAGCCUCUCAAAAACACAGGAUAAUAAAGAUGAUGAAAAUGCUGGUACAUCCCCACCUGAAUCUCCGGUAAUAAAACCGAUUCUUCAGAAAAGAAACAACGAUAGACAUCAAAGCACCAACACAAGAGAAGAAAUUUCUCACCACCCAAAUCUUCAUAAUCAUCUUGGGGUUCGUGCAGCUAAGAAACUGUUUCCUUGUUAUGACUGUGGAAAAUGUUUUGCCAAACCAUCAGACCUUACUGCCCACGAAACAAUCCACACAGGGGCGAAAUCUUUUUCUUGUUCUCAAUGUGGGAAAUGUUUUAUGACUCAAACUAACCUGAAAUCUCACGAGAAAACCCACACAGGGAAAAAAAAGUUAUCUUGUCCUGAAUGUGGGAAAGGUUUUGCCUCUUCAUCACAACUUAAAAUACAUCUGAUGAGCCACACGGGAGAGAAACCAUUUUCUUGUUCUGAAUGUGGGAAAUGUUUUGCAAGUUCAUCAAAACUUUCUAUCCAUCAAACAACCCACACAGAGAUGAAACCUUUCUCUUGUGAUGAAUGUGGAAAAUGCUUUAAAAGCGACUCGACUCUUAGGACACACUACAGAACUCACACGGGGGAGAAACUAUUUUCCUGCUCUGAAUGUGGGAAAUGUUUUUCUAAUGCAUCAGACUUUACUGUCCACAAAAGAACCCACACAGGAGAGAAACCCUUUUCUUGUUCUGAAUGCGGCAAAUGCUUUACCAGAUCAUCACAACGUACUGCCCAUCACAGAAUCCACACGGGAGAGAAACCAUUCUCUUGUUCUGAAUGUGAUAAAUGCUUUACCAGAUCAUCAGAGCUUAUUGUCCAUCGACGAACCCACACUGGAGAGAAACCUUUCUCUUGUUCUGAAUGUGGAAAAUGUUUUUCCAGAUCAACGCAACUUACUGUCCACCAGAGAACCCACACAGGAGAGAAACCAUUUUCUUGUAAGAAAUGUGGCAAAUGUUUUUCUACUAGUUACCAAGUUACUAAGCAUGAUCGAAUCCACACGGGGGAAAAACCUUAUUCUUGUUCUGAAUGUGAGAAAUGCUUUGCAACUCAUUCUCUCCUUGCUAGUCAUCGAAGGACUCACACGGGGGUGAAACCAUUUUCCUGUUCUGAAUGCGGGAAAUAUUUUUCAAAACAAUCUUGCCUUAAGGAACAUCUCAGAACCCACACAGGAGAGAAACCUUUUCCAUGUUCUGCAUGUGGGGAAUGUUUUGCCUCUUCAUCAGUUCUAAAUAUCCAUUAUCGACGAGCCCACACGGGAGAGAAACCUUUUCCUUGUUCUGAAUGUGGGAAAUGUUUUGCAACUUCACCAGAACUUACUUUUCAUGGACGAACCCACACGGGAGAGAAACCUUUUUCUUGUUCUCAAUGUGGGAAAUGUUUUUGCAGAUCCUCAGGACUUACUGCCCACCGACGAACCCACACGGGAGAGAAACCUUUUUCUUGUUCUCAAUGUGGGAAAUGUUUUUGCAGAUCCACAGACCUUACUGCCCACCGACGAACCCACACGGGAGAGAAACCCUAUUCUUGUUCUGAAUGCGGGAAAUGUUUUUUCAGAUCGUCAGAACUUACUGUUCAUCGACGAACCCACACAGGAGAGAAACCUUUUUCUUGUUCUGAAUGUGGGAAAUGCUUUGCCAGAUCAUCACAACUUAGUGUCCAUCGCAGAACUCACACAGGAGAGAGACCAUUCUCUUGUUCUGAAUGUGGCAAAUGUUUUGCACGUAAGGCAACGCUUAAAGUACAUUUAAAACUGCACAAAGGAUGAAAAUCAUAAGCUUGUUCUCAAUGUGAGAAAUAUAUUCAGGAAUUUGUUUUGGCAUUGAUUAUGUGUUGAUAUGCAUUUCAAUAUAGGAAGAAGUUAUUAGUGAAUGGGUGUAAGUCUAUAAUAGCAGCACUUUAAGUACCAUGUGUAUUUCCUUUGCAGUGGACAGAAUGCUCAAAGUACCUUGGGGGUGAGGUUUCUAAUGAAUAUGGAAAAUACCCCGAGCUGGACAGGGGGUGUAUGAAAAAAGUUACCUCUUUCUAUUUAAUUUGUUUAAGAUGACCAGGCAUUUUUGAAGUAAAUGCUCCAGACAAUGUCCCUGUCCGUUGGAUUAAAUAAUUGUCUGGACAGACUCUCCUCUAAGACUUUCAUGUGAAACCUUAAUUGCCCCAGUUGAAGAUGGAGGCCUAGAAAUGUGCCGUGAUUGUAUUUCCUCCUAACGUAUAUACUUGAAUAGUUUCAUUACUCACAGGCAGAGAUAUGUUGGCUGGAGCAUGCCUUUACACUUUCAGGUACCUAGCUAUCAUGCAGAUAUCAUGCAGAUUAUUUCAAUAAAGUUUUUUUUAUUUGUAAGA